Messenger RNA from Scophthalmus maximus (turbot), 3444 nucleotides. It is a transcript of the gene pou3f3a, whose product is annotated as POU class 3 homeobox 3a. Lineage: Eukaryota; Metazoa; Chordata; Actinopteri; Pleuronectiformes; Scophthalmidae. Gene Ontology annotation, molecular function: RNA polymerase II cis-regulatory region sequence-specific DNA binding; DNA-binding transcription factor activity, RNA polymerase II-specific. The record is from RefSeq and is a predicted model, not a curated record. Gene Ontology annotation, biological process: brain development; regulation of transcription by RNA polymerase II. The transcript has a single exon. Gene Ontology annotation, cellular component: nucleus. Bases 604 to 1869 code for a protein of 421 amino acids.
GCUGCGCGUCCAAUCAGCGGGAGCUUCGCAGAGUCUUCCAGUUGUAAUUGGACGGGCGGGGGGAAGAGGACUCCGCAGCCUUGGCACAACGUAAACACAUGCCCGUCUCCCUCGCUCCGCAGAGGACGCACCGGAUGGAGAGAGCGGAACACGCCAGAGGACCGCAGAGGCUUUAAAGUUGUUUCUUGUUUGUUUGUUUUUUUUGUUUUUUUUGCCGUGAUAAUAUGCCAUCGCAUUCAAAGGCGUAAAUAUCAGUGAUUGAAGCUACAACUGUGCGGUCGAACAGCUCCUCGGCUGGGCACGGAUCAAAGAAGGUGCUCCUCCACAUCGCCAGGUCUGCGGGAUUACGCGCGGCGCGGAGCUCACGGGACAGAGAAAAAGUUUUUGAAAACUAUCGUUUUGUCGCACAGGAAUGCGUAACGAGGUGCGUUCUGCCACAGGUCUGAACACUGAUUAAAAAAAACAAUCCUCCAUGGAUUGAUUUGAUUUACCACGCGCACAGCAAAUCAGCCCAUGUCAUUAUAGACUGAAUUUAUAUGGAUUAGAAUUAAGUGGGACUUUGAUCCAAUAGAGAAACACACGUCAAGAUAUACACUUUGCGGGAUGGCAACAGCCACCUCAAGUCCAUACUUAGCCAGCAGCAGGAUCUUAUCCGGCCCGGUCCUCCACUCUGACCGGAGGGGUGGUGGCAUGCAGCCGGGGGGCACCGCUGUGACCACGGUUUCCAGUGGAUACAGGGGGGACCCUUCGAUUAAGAUGGUGCAGAGUGACUUCAUGCAGGGGGCCAUGGUGGCGAGCAACGGGGGCCACAUGCUCAGCCACGCUCACCAGUGGGUGACAUCGUUGCCCCACGCAGCCGCCGCAGCAGCCGCAGCCGCAGUGGCAGCUGUCGAGGCCGCCUCCCCGUGGCAGCCCAGCUCCCAGCCGCAGGAGGUGAAGAGGAGCGGCGGCAGGGAGGACCUGCAUUCGGGCACAGCUCUGCACCACAGGUCCCCACAUCUUGGACACCACCAGACGCACCCGGGAAGUUGGGGAGGCUCCUCCGCAGCGCACAUCAGCAUCUCAGAGGGGCAGCAGCAGCAGCAGCAGCAGCAGCAGCCCCUCAUUUACUCCCAGCCAGGUGGGUUUACUGUCAACGGGAUGCUCGGCUCACACGCCGGACAGAGCCUCAUGCACCCGGGGCUGGUGCGCGGCCAGUCCCCGGAGCUGGACCACGGCAGCCAGCAUCAUCACCACCACCACCACAAUCACCACACGCACCUUCACCAGCAUCACGGCGCGAACCACGAGCCGCACUCAGACGAGGACACCCCGACGUCCGACGACUUGGAGCAUUUCGCCAAACAGUUCAAGCAGCGACGCAUCAAGCUCGGUUUCACGCAGGCAGACGUGGGCUUGGCUUUGGGCACCCUGUACGGCAACGUGUUCUCGCAGACCACCAUCUGCAGGUUCGAGGCGCUUCAGCUGAGCUUUAAGAACAUGUGCAAGCUGAAACCUCUGCUCAACAAAUGGCUGGAGGAGGCCGAUUCCACGACCGGGAGCCCGACCAGCAUCGACAAGAUCGCCACCCAGGGCAGGAAGAGGAAAAAGCGCACAUCCAUCGAGGUGAGCGUAAAAGGCGCGCUGGAGAGCCACUUCCUCAAGUGUCCCAAACCCUCCGCGCAGGAGAUCAACUCUCUGGCGGAAAGUCUGCAGCUGGAGAAGGAGGUGGUCAGGGUCUGGUUCUGCAACCGCCGGCAGAAAGAGAAGCGCAUGACGCCACCCGGACUGCCGCGCACACCGGAGGACACGUACUCGCAGGUGGGCAGCAUGGGUCCCGACACACCGUCACCCUCCAUAGACUGCAAGAGGAUGUACAGCGACACGUGAAAGAUAACUUGCACAAAAUGAUGGACAAGAAAUAUGACCAUGGUGUUUGAAUAGAUAUUUAGAGAAAUGUUUCCAUGAACUUUUCCUACAUGUUCCACAAUGACGUCAUCCAACAUGCGCUUAUUUCAGGUCGGCACUUUUCUGCACUAUGAACCGGCCUCUACGACAGAAAAUGCAUUGAGAACAUUUCUUAAAAGUCUUUGAAAUGUGAUUUUCACUGAAAUCAAAACCCCAAAAACAUUUCCAGACACCUUCAAUCUCAAGUGCAAACAGGAAGAAAAGCUCUUUGUGUACGACUGAAAGUUCCUUGUAAUGCUGUGGAGGAUUUGAAUGUCCCACGGGAUGGACUGGGCUGUUUUUUUUUUUGAAAGACUUUGAUUUAGUGGGCUUUGUCCAGCAUUAGGUUGUUUUUAUGAUAAGCAAUAAUUUGACAUCCUUUUGAAGGUGUUUACUCACUUCUGUGUUGUGUCAGUGGAUUUAUGUUGUGACAAAGUUGAAGACGGUCAAAGAGCAGAAAUAAUUCCAGGAUUGAGUUCUCCUUCAUAGGAAACUUUUUUUCUUCUAUUUAGCAAACACACCUUAAGUUAAUGUGCCCCAGUAAGUCUGUUGUGUAUCCCUGUGCGAUGAUUUUGAUUAUUUAUUGUUUUCCACUGUGUUUAUUUUUUAAUGAACAGACCAAUAAUUUAAUAAAUCUGACGAGGGAAAUUGUGUUCAGAUGAUUGAGAUGGUCACACACACACACACACACACACACACACACACACACACACACACACACACACACACACACACACACACACACACACACACACACACACACACACACACACACACACACACACACACACACACACACACACACACACACACACACUAUAAUAUGAGUGCUAAUUUAUAUCAACUUGUGAGUCACACAAAGAAGUCAUGAAGACGUAAGUUGUCAUUGAACAUUUAUGUGAGCUUUAAUUACUUUGAAAUCCCCUGGUAACAAUUCUGAUAAUGGAUCAAUUAUUACUUUUGCUAGUUCCAUGUUCUCAGAUGCAAAAAGAGUUGGUGGAGGAUUUUUAAAAAAGGCAGUUUGACUGUAUCUCCUUGCUCACAAUUAAUUGAGAAAGUGAAUGGCAGAUUCACUGAUACUUAAAAUGCCACUCGUCUCCAAUGUUUACUGUAACAUAAACCAAAAUGAUCCAUCCCGAUCCAACACCAUAUCCCAGUUUUUAUAUCUCCUACUUGUAAAAAGCAAUAUUAACUCUAUUGAAAGUGACUGGGCACAGCACACACGCCCUUUCUAUGAAAUUAAAUGUUACAUUUUUUUCUGUGAUAUACUGCAUAUCAGCCUGGCCACAUACAUCCUGUGGCAGUGCCAUGGACUGCAGCUCUGUGGAACUCAGCCAAGAGAGGUCAGCAAUCCCAGCUGGAAGUUCACCUCGGCAGCGGUUGCCAAGGUGACAGCGAGAUGGAGUGACACCAAAGAUGGAUCUUCUGCCACAGAAGAUGGGUUUGGCUGAUGGGCAGUGGGAAGCUUGGGACGCUGACUCGCAACAAAAUAAAUAAAUCUGUGUUUCUUCUCUCUGA